Messenger RNA from Cryptomeria japonica (Japanese cedar), 668 nucleotides. RefSeq lists its product as uncharacterized. Lineage: Eukaryota; Viridiplantae; Streptophyta; Pinopsida; Cupressales; Cupressaceae. The transcript is spliced from 2 exons. The coding region runs from base 9 to 512 and encodes 167 amino acids. The record is from RefSeq and is a predicted model, not a curated record.
UGAAUGACAUGGGCAUUAGCAAUCGAGCAAACAAGCAAAGAGCAAGUAUCGCAGUGCGUAUAAUAGAUCAGCCUGUGAAGAUGGGUGAGUACAAAGCAAGUGUCGCAGCGUUGGUGAUGUUGGUCUGUUUGGGAAGCAAUGUGGGCUUUGGAAUGGUGAUGGUGAAGGCAGAUCCAACAUCAUGCUGCAGCUAUUGCGGCGUGGGGCAUAAUACUGUAUUUCUCGGUGCUGGUCUAGUGCCACACCACUUACCACCUCUCUCACUGCACACCACCUCACUUUCACUCACCACAAUCCUUCACCCCUCACCCACCACCACCACCACCACCACCACCACAACUACCAUUCCUGCUGUUUACCCUCAACUCCAUACUUUUCCAUACGCUUAUUCAUCACCCACCACCACCACCACCACCACCACCACCAUUCCUGCUGUUUACCCUCAACUCCAUACUUUUCCAUACGCUUAUUCAUCCAUCCCUGCCACCACCAUUCCCACGCUCCAUCCUUAAUUCUAUCCAUACGCUUAUUCAUCCAUCCCUGCAACUACUAUUCCCACGCUCCAUCCUCAACUCUAUCCAUACACUUAUGUAACAAGUAGCUAGGUUUUCACAACCUUACUUCAUUCUAAAUAAGUGAGACGAUCACUCUCUCCACAUUUUCUACUU